UAACAGGAAGCUAACGGGAAGCUGAGGACUCUCAUGGUGAACACGGAGGAAUAAAAACGCUUCCAGCUGCUGUGAGACUGAACACUGAAGCUCUGCAGCUCUGCUGUCUGCUGGGAAACAAACACACUCACAAACAGUCACAGUCGGCGGCUGAGCGGCGUGCGGCGGGAUGAGCGGCGCGGCUCUGGGCAUUGAGAUCGUGGUGGUGUUUUUCUUGGCGCUGUUCCUGCUGCAUCGGUAUGGAGACUUCAAGAAGCAGCAGCGCAUGGUUCUGUUCGGCACGCUGCUGGCUUGGUACCUCUGCUUCCUCAUCGUCUUCAUCCUGCCUCUGGACGUCAGCACGACGAUCUAUAAACAGUGUAAGAUCGACCACGAGGAGCACGCUGCGCCCAACGCCAGCCCCCUGCCGUCCAAUCACAGCGCAGCAAACACGACUGUCACACCUACGAAAAGCACUCUGAAGGCGUGCUACAAGCCGUGGAGCUACAUCCCUGAUGGCAUCAUGCCGGUGUUCUGGAGGGUCGUUUACUGGACGUCUCAGUGCCUCACGUGGCUGCUGCUGCCCUUCAUGCAGUCCUACGCUCGCUCCGGAGGUUUCUCCAUCACCGGGAAGAUUAAAACUGCGCUGAUCGAGAACGCCAUUUACUACGGUACCUACCUGCUGAUCUUCGGCUCGCUGCUCAUAUACGUGGCUGUUCACCCUGAGUGGCAUCUGUCCUGGUACGAGCUGCAGACCAUCGGCAUCACGGCGGCUAACACCUGGGGUCUCUUCCUGCUGGUGCUGCUGCUCGGCUACGGAUUGGUGGAGAUCCCUCGCUCCUACUGGAACGCCUCGCGCCACGGACACCUGCUCAUCAAGACCUACUUCAAGGCGUCCAAGCUGAUGACGGAGAAGGCCGACGCGGAGGAGAACCUGGAGGACAUGAUGGAGGAGGUCAGAAAGGUCAGCGAGUCCAUCAAAUACAACCAUCCACUGAGGAAGUACAUCGACACCAUCCUCAGGAAGUGUCCGGUGGAACACCAGGAGAAGAUGGGCAGGAACAUGGACGACUACGAGGACUUUGAUGACAAACAGAACUCGUAUCCCAGCGAGAAGAGUCUGUCCAAGCUUCAUAAACAGGUGAUCUAUGCGGUGCAGAGACACAACAGGACUCGAGUGCAGUGGCAGAUCCUCCUGCAGCAGGCCAUCCACCUGGAGGACGUAGCCAAGAACGAAACCAGUUCAACUCACCAGUUCGUCCACAGCUUCCCGUCCUCUGAGCCGGCCGGCUGGUUCAGCAGAUACGUUUACACACCGACUGUAGAGUGGUACUGGGAGUGCCUCCUGAAGUGUUGGUUCUACCGGCUCCUGUCAGUGGUUCUGACCCUGUUCAGCGUGGCCGUGGUUUGGUCUGAAUGCACCUUCUUCAGCACCCGACCCGUCCUGUCCCUGUUCGCUGUGUUCAUCCAGCUGGCUGAGAGGGAUUACAACUACCUGUACAUAGAGAUGGCGUGCUUCAUCACCAUCUUCUUCCUGUGCACCUGUGUUUACUCCACGGUGUUCCGUAUCCGUGUGUUUAACUACUACUACCUGGCUUCCCAUCACCAGACCGACGCCUACAGCCUGCAGUUCAGCGGCAUGCUGUUCUGCCGUCUCACCCCCCCGCUGUGUCUGAACUUCCUGGGUCUGAUCCACAUGGACUCGGCCAUCUCCCACCAGCAGAAGGAGCAGACGGCCUACACCUCGAUCAUGGGAUCGAUGAGAGUCCUCUCCUUCAUCGCUAACGGCUUCUACAUCUACUAUCCCAUGCUCAUCGUCAUCCUCUGCAUCGCCACGUACUUCAGUUUGGGAACUCGAUGUCUGAAUCUUCUCGGCUUCCAGCAGUUUGUAGGCGACAGUGAAAUGACCUCUGACCUCAUCGACGAGGGAAAGGAGCUGAUUCGCCGAGAGAAGAGAAAACGGCAAAGGAUCGAAGACGGAGAGAACAGACGGAGAGAGUGGAAGGAGCGCUACGGCAGCCAGCGGGACGAUUACACCGCGAGGAACCGCAGCAGCCACGAGAUGAAGGAGACGAGCUACUCUGAUACUGUGAAUACGAAUAACAGACAGGCUAAAUACUCCCGUGCGAGCGGUCGAGCAGAGAGAGAUUGCAUCGAGCUGCUGCAGGACGCCGAACCUUUAGACUUUAACGCCGACUCUCUGACCGACGAGCCGCUGGACUCAGAGUCUGGAAGACACUCGGGAGGACGAUAUCUGUCCAUGUCGUCGUCUCGCAGUCGGAUAUUUGACGACGUCUAACGGAGGAAACGUGAAGGAGAGCCAUAAACUGGAACGCACAUCACUGUCGCCGCCUGCAGAGAGGAGCUGCAGUCACCUGAAUGUACCACAUGACCUCCACCACAGCACACACCUGUCCUCCCAGGAUGCACGCACGCACAUCCUGCAGCUGUCAGCAGGUGUCCACGUCCAGCGUGGCUGCAGGUAAAUGAAGGAACACUGCAGCGGAUGAAGCCUUUGAUAUGAACGCUGCUGUUCCUGAGAGCUGCAGACGUCCGAGCAGCCGCUGCAUGUACGAACCCUCACAGGAACAUUUCUGUUUGCUUUUCUUUCUGUUUUAAAUGUUCUGCUCAUCCUCUCUGCUCCUGUCACUCACUGCUGCUCAAUUUAUACUAUAUGAUAUUCAUUCAUUAUGCAGCUCUCACAUGGAAGCAAAUAAUACCCUAAACAUUAUGAACAACUGAAUACAUCGUUUCAUUAAACCAACACUGAACCAUAUUUACGUUCCACCUCUGCAGUUUAUAUUUUUAGCAUUAAAAUAUUGAACAGAGUGGAGCGUCUGAAAAAAGGGGAUUCGAAGUUUGAGUUUUUCAACCAACUCAGAUUUUAAAAAAUUGAAGUCAAGUUAAAAACAAAAAAGAUCCGGUUAUUUAUUUAUUUAUGUAUUUAUAUCUGUAUUUAUUUCAGGGGAAGCUGCUCAGUACAAACUCAGCAGCUUCAGCUUCAGGUCACAUGUUUGUUACAUUAUGAGACGAUAAAACGCUGAUCAUGAAGUUUAAAACGGUUUAAAGAAGGAAAACACACUGACAGGAUGUUUAACGUGAUCAGAUAAACUGAGUCUGAUUAAUCUCAUUCAGACUGGUGAUGUCAUAGUGAUGUCACAGAGUCCUGGAGUACACUGUGACAUCACUGUGACAUCACUGCAGCGAGGUGAGACGCUCAACCAACAUAGCUCUGAAAAAACACACAGACACAGACACACACACACACACACAGUCAGGGAGACACACACACACACACACACACACACACACACACACACAGUCAGGGAGACACACAGACACACACACACAGUCAGGGAGACACACAGACACACACACACACUCUCUCUCUAUCACCAGUCCUUCUGGACUUUGAUGUUUUCACAUUCAGAAAUCUGAGACGACAAACUGAACUUCCUCCC
Molecule: messenger RNA, 3440 nt
Organism: Scomber scombrus (Atlantic mackerel)
Lineage: Eukaryota; Metazoa; Chordata; Actinopteri; Scombriformes; Scombridae
Gene: lmbrd2b
Product: LMBR1 domain containing 2b
Exons: 18
Coding region: 170-2278 (702 amino acids)
Biological process (GO): adrenergic receptor signaling pathway
Cellular component (GO): membrane
Source: RefSeq, a predicted model, not a curated record